AUGGAAUCCUCACCAACUCGGACCAUCACAGCCUCUGUGGCGGGCGUGAAGCGUCCUGCCUCUCUGUUGCCUGCUUUUGAACCCUUGAGCUCGUCUCCCUCUCUUCCCAGGCCCCAGAAGCGUGUUGCACGCGAACCUGCUGUUUCUACUUACCCGACCCCGGUGCCAACCUCCUCGACCCAUAUUAUGUCGUCGUCGCCUCCUCCGGGUGUCGCUGCUGGUCGCUCCUCGACGCGUCGAACCUUCUCUGCCCCCUCUGAACGAACUCCCUUGUCCGCCGUGCCAACUCUGAUGCUGCCCGAAAAUGGCGAACCGAUGCUGAUGGGCCGGUCCAGUGCUUCGUGUCACCACCAGCUGGCUAAUAGCCGAAUGAUUUCUCGUGUGCAUGUGAAGGCAACAUAUAAACCGGCACCGAACCCCUUCGAUCGGGACCGGGUGGAGAUUAUGUGUAUGGGCUGGAAUGGAAUAAAGAUUCACUGCCAAGGAAAGAAAUAUGAUUUGGCCAAGGGGAAGACAUUUACGUCCGAUAUCAAAGAUGCCGACAUCAUGGUUGACGUGCAUGAGGCUCGCGUUUUGGUGCAAUGGCCGCGCAACGAACUCGACAGGAAGGACUGCCCAUCUACGGACUCGGAACAGACUUGGGAUGAAGCAACUCCUACACAGAGAAAACCCCGGCGGGUGCUGCAGGAUAGCCCAUUCCCAGAAAAUGACCGUCUGGGCUCCCCCGUCUCCCCAUCUCCUGCAGUGCAACGAGCAAUCCCCCCGUCAUCACCUCUUUUUACUCCUUCUCGAGCUCGUAGUGCGGUGGUGGUCUACGAAGAUGAGCCUUCUCCCUUGAAGCGUCACAACACUGUCACUGGUGUGACAUCCCAGAGUGCUCGUCGUGCUAGUGCCAUGCUCCAGAUUUCCCAAUCGAGUGAUAUCAGUCGAGUCGAGGAGGACUCGGAUAAUGAUGAAGAAAACGACCCGAUAAUCCAUUCCUUUGGUCCCUUUGGUGAAAACUUGCUCCCUCGCAUGGCUUCCUUCCGUGCAGAUGACUCGCCUUCUCGCACUGGCCGCUCGCCGCGCAGCCUGCUGCCUGCGCAGCCCCUUCGUCCCACCCAGUCCCCCAGACAGCCAUCUAUUUCUCACGAAAUUAAAGAACAGGGCGAGAUCAAGGAAAAGCCCCCGAUUGAAGAUGAAAGCUUCGAGCGCGUUCGUAACCACGCCGUCAACCAGCUCGCCUUCUCGCGCCUCUCCUCGACCCCCUUCUCAACGAUCCUGAACAACCUCCCGCCCACCUUCUGGCGAUCCAGCUCCAAUAUGUCCGGCCCGUCCCGCGGUGAAAUCCGCUAUCUUCUCGAAAAUACCAAGUGCAUUGGCAAGGUUGCCCGUGAAGGCAAGGAUGCCGCCGGCAAGCCUCUUGAAAGCGAAUACUAUUAUGUUCCAGAUUUUGAUGAAGAUGACAUGCGGCGCGAGACAGUGGUGAACAACCUCCGGAAACCUGGCCUCCGCAACUGCCGCAAGCAGCACAAGCAAUACUUCUGGAAAAAGCCGAAAUAA
Penicillium macrosclerotiorum is the source of this 1542-nucleotide messenger RNA. It is a transcript of the gene fhdA, whose product is annotated as putative transcription factor Tos4. Lineage: Eukaryota; Fungi; Ascomycota; Eurotiomycetes; Eurotiales; Aspergillaceae. The transcript is spliced from 2 exons. Bases 1 to 1542 code for a protein of 513 amino acids. The record is from RefSeq and is a predicted model, not a curated record. Gene Ontology annotation, molecular function: protein binding.